CCAGCCGUGGAGCGAUGGGUUAUGUAUUAUUCAAGACGACAAGAAUGAUUGAGCAAAAGAGUCUGCCCAGAUGGCCACGAUCUAUCAAAACUCAUAUAUCGCCCUUGCGGCCACCAAGUCUAGGAACGGCAGUGAAGGCUGCUUUUCUUCGGCAACACCCAUGGAUCAAGAUCACCCCUUAACUCCGCCUUUGGCGGAGAUGAGUCGUGGAUGGGUAUAUCAAGAAAAGCUCUUGGCGCCGAGGGUUCUGCACUUUUGUACAAAAGAGCUGGUCUGGGAAUGUCAAGAAGGGGAUGACUGUGAGUGCAACAAUUACCGCUCGGCACCCAUGAAGGAGCUGGAGAAAGUCAAAAGCGGCGAGGUGCUCGAAGCAUGGGCUUUACCGAAACGGCAACAUCAGGCCAGGACACCUGUCACACUUCUUUGGCAUCAAAUGGUACAGCGAUACUCCUGCCUUGCUUUGACGGAGCAAAGCGAUAGGCUGCCUGCUAUUGCUGGCCUGGCUCGAGAAAUUGGACGUUGCAAAAUGGGGAAAUAUCUUGCUAGUCUAUGGGAAGACUCGCUUUACGACGAUCUCCUUUGGGAAGUUGACGACAGGUGCGCGGAGAAAUUGAAGACUUAUCGAGCUCCAUCCUGGUCCUGGGCCUCGGUAAAUGGAAGUGUACGUUUC
Molecule: messenger RNA, 670 nt
Organism: Mytilinidion resinicola
Lineage: Eukaryota; Fungi; Ascomycota; Dothideomycetes; Mytilinidiales; Mytilinidiaceae
Exons: 2
Source: RefSeq, a predicted model, not a curated record